This is a messenger RNA of Struthio camelus australis, 3851 nucleotides long. Lineage: Eukaryota; Metazoa; Chordata; Aves; Struthioniformes; Struthionidae. The record is from RefSeq and is a predicted model, not a curated record.
AUAUGCGUGAUAAAAUGAGGAAAUGGAGGGAAGAAAACUACCGAAACAGUGAACAGAUAGUGGAUGUGGGAGAAGAGUUAAUUAAUGAAUAUGCAUCUAAGCUUGGAGAUGACAUUUGGAUAAUAUACGAACAGGUGAUGAUUGCUGCCCUGGACUGCAGUCGAGAUGAUUUGGCGUUGUUUUGUCUUCAAGAACUAAGGCGACAGUUUCCUGGGAGCCACAGGGUUAAGAGAUUAACUGGAAUGAGAUUUGAAGCUAUGGAAAGGUAUGAUGAUGCUAUCCAGUUAUACGACAGAAUUUUACAAGAAGAUUCAACCAACACAGCAGCAAGAAAGCGUAAGAUUGCCAUUCGAAAAGCCCAGGGGAAAAAUCUUGAGGCCAUCCGAGAGCUGAAUGAGUAUCUGGAACAAUUUGUCGGAGACCAAGAAGCUUGGCAUGAACUUGCAGAACUUUACAUCAAUGAACACGACUAUGCAAAGGCAGCCUUCUGCUUAGAGGAACUUAUGAUGACUAAUCCACACAACCACUUAUAUUGUCAGCAAUAUGCUGAAGUUAAAUAUACUCAAGGGGGGCUUGAAAACUUUGAACUAUCAAGAAAGUAUUUUGCACAAGCACUGAAGCUGAACAACAGAAACAUGAGAGCUUUGUUCGGACUUUACAUGUCUGCCAGUCAUAUUGCCUCCAACCCAAAAGCAAGUGCAAAAAUGAAAAAAGAUAAUAUGAAAUAUGCCAGUUGGGCAGCUAACCAAAUAAACAGAGCGUACCAGUUUGCAGGCCGCUGUAAGAAAGAGACUAAAUACUCCCUGAAGGCAGUGGAAGACAUGUUGGAGACCCUGCAAAUCACUCAAUCUUAGAUUGGCACAAAGAGAUGCAAUAUUAAAUUUUCCAACUCCAUGAUCAACCUUAAUGACCUAUGGGUUAAGUUACUGUAGUGCUGUUAAAAAUUAAUUUUGUAUUGAUUGAUAUGGUUACCUAAAAUGUUUCUAUGAAAAGAAAAAUGCCUAUUUAUUGCUGCUAUGAGAACUAUGCUGAAUACCCACUGAAAUGAAUAACUUAUCCUAGGAAGACAACUUCAAGUAAUUAAAUGUGUUGCACAUCAGUCUCUUUAGAUUUUGUAUGUACAUUACUUGCUUUUAAGUCAUAAUUUGUAGAAAUAAACCUGUUAAAUGAUUUUAAAAAAAUUACAGUGAUUUAUUGGGUCUGCCAGUCAAAGUUACAAAUUUAUAUAUGUUGAUGAAUACUGUACGAUGGAAAACUUUAUCUUGCUUGUAGUGCACUUAACUCUUAAAUACACAGGUAUAUACUUUCUGGCCAAUAGUUACCAUACAACAGGAUGUAAUUAUUGUGCAUGAAUUUACUUUAUUAGAGAAAAAAGUUAAUAGUUUCAAUAAGGUAUUGUUAUCUGGUAUUACAGAAAUGGAGAAAGCCUAUUAGUAUACUUUGCUCCAGUGGGGCUUUUGUACUGGCUUAAGGCCAAAGACAUUCCUUUCUGUGGCUUUUGUGGGCAAAGGCUUGCAUGUCCACUUAGUUCUCCAAUCUGUGUGUGUGUGUGUAUAUAUAUAUAUAUACACGCACUUUUUAUUCCUUCUGCCUGCCCUUUGUUGUACAUAUGUUUCACAUCAAGAGUUUAAAGACCAUUUGAAAACAGGGCUGCAUGCUGGUCUGUGCUAAUUUUGUACCUAAAGCCUGGCUACCGCCUCACUGUAGUGUAAGCUAUGGCGUGUUAGUUUCUCCACGGUAACUGAAUGUCCUUGCAGAGUAAGCUUGAGGCAGUUCAUUCUACUACAUUGUGCUUACUGGAGGAUAAAAGUGUGCGUGCAGCCAUGAGCAUGAAGUAUCUAGCACCCUGUAAACCCAUACCAUGUUUGUCUUUUAGGAACUUGUUUAUGUAUUUGAAUAAUUUAUCAGACACUCAAAUUCAUGGAUUUUUGCAGUUCUCAUUGCUUUGACUGUUGUUCACAUGCAUACUCUUGACAAUUCAGUUGUGCAGCUAUGGUUUUUUUUAUUGCAGCUUCAGUUAGAGUACAUAACAGCAAAACACUCUUGACAAAUUCUAAUAAAAAUAUUGCACUGUCAUUUUGAUUGUUAUCACCAUCCAGAAUAAUUGAGUUUCAAAUUUUAUACUUCCUACUCUGUGUAAAGGGGCAGGUUAAAGGCUAUGCAUUAAGAUGUCCUUUUUGUGACCCCAGAUCUGAUGUAAUAAAACAAAGCUGUGCUCUUGCUAAAAGCAAAGCCGCAACAGAAACUUCCCCUAUGGGUUUAAAGCUUGAAAAUGUGUAUAGCUGGUGGUUGCACGAAACAGUACCUUCAGGAAACAUAAGAUCUCAUUCCCGUUGUGAAAUAGGUUGUCACCAGCAGUGAGUGUGAUGCUGUGAGAGGAUGGGUGCCAUGCCAUGAGAAUGAAUUCUGUGUAGAAUCUUAAAGUGAAUUAAUUCAGUACUGCUGAAAUAGAGAACUGUUAAGUUUUCUAUAAAUAUAUAUAAAAAAAUGAUGUUAAAUCACCCAAUUCUAAACUGGGGAGAUAUUGCAGAUCCUUUGUUAUAUUCACUGCUUCACAAAUUGGCCUCAAAACACUAUUUGCAGAUAGAUGAUUUAUAUUUCAGGUGGAAAAACAGGUAAUCUCAUAAGUGAAUAUGUGUAUUUCCGUUCAGAUUUACGGCCUUUUAUUGUAUGAGUGUGCCAUCUAGAGUUGUAAAUCUUCAUUCGUCUUGUUUUUCUUUUAUCUACAUCUCAAAUAACUUGGUCUUAUUCUGAAAACAAAAUAGUGGAAAGCUCUACUGUAGGCUAAAAUUACUCAGAUUAAAGAGCAGUUCAGUAAUCCAACUUCAUUCUGUACGGUAGAAUAUUCUCUCUGCCUCCUAAAUUUACCUUUAGGAAGCACAUAUCUGCUGUGUUUUACUGGAAGUAGUAGCCUAGUUUGGCUACUAUAGCAAGCGCAGAAAGGCCAACGUAGGUUGACCUCUGAGUCUGUAGUAUGGUAGAAGAUGCAUAUCGGAAAGUUUCACCUCAUAGAGUUAAAUUUAUGAUAGUCAGUGAAGUAAAGAGACAGAAGUGUCAGGUUGAUUUAUAGAAAGCUCGUCACACUGCUUGAACAUUUUGUUGUGUGUAGUUUGUAACAAUGAAAACUCUCCCACAUUGUAUUUAAUCAGUUAUAUAAUGAACUUCAAUUAUGCAGCUGAGGUGUAUAAUGUUUUACCUGCAAGGCAUUCAUAAAUUAGCAGUGCAGUACUCUUAUACAGCAGGCAGCUCUGCUUCUUGAGUGCCACAUAUGAUGUUUUUUUAUUCAGAGGCAAAUUUUGACAAAACAAGGAAUUUAAAUGUCAGACUUGUGCAUUUUGAUUAUUUGUUUCUCUGUAAAUUUGUUCUGUUUGUUGAUUGCAGUGAUUUGAUGACAAAUUUCAUCUCAUUGCCCGCUUAGAACCACCAGACUUUUUGUUAUUGCUUAAUAUUUUUUUGAAAACUACUGUUUAGCACUAUUGAGCUUAUGAAUUGACCUAACAAAAUAUUUCUGACAAAUGUUACUUAAGAGGUAAAAUGAAUUACUCCUGUGAAAGUGCAUGGGCAGUUUUUGAAUGAUCUGUUGAAUUCCUCAGUGGGAAUCGAGGUUUUUUUUUUCUCUUUUCAAAUGAAAAAAACUUGAAGUCUUGUGUCUGCAGAAGAAAUAACUGAAAUGCCCUGCUAUCUCAGCAAGCAAAGAGUACAGAAGAGAAGCUGAGGUAUAAUACAUUUUUUGUAAAAUUGAAUUUUUAAAUUUUACUAAAUGAUUUGUAAUAUAUUGCUGAUGUUGUCUUGGAUUAAAGGAUAGGCUUGCAAGAGGGUUGUUUAUUUAACAAAUAAACUUGAUUACAUUC